GUCCAGCAUCAGCACACUCACUGUGAUCACCUGAAGAGCAAGAGGAUGGACGCAGCACACAAGAAAGUGAAUGGAAACUACGGGAAAGAUGGAGAAACAGAGGAGCCAGGAACAGGGCGGAGAAGGGGUUCCAUGUACCUGGAGGAGGAGACCAACAAGUCAGAAGUGAUCUCCUGCAUCUUCUCCCUGAAGGAGGAGGUCGGAGCGUUAGCCAGAGGCCUGCGGCUCUUUGAGGAGAAUGGCAUCAACCUGACGCACAUUGAGUCCCGUCCAUCGGGGAUGAAGAAAGAUCAGUACGAGUUCUUCAUCAGCGUGGACUCCAGCUGCUCUCAGGCCCUGGACGAGGUCAUCGACAGCCUGCGGACCCAGAUCAGCGGCCCCGUGCACGAGCUGUCCCGCAACAAGCUGAAGGACACAGUGCCAUGGUUCCCUAAUGACAUACAGGACUUGGACCGCUUUGCCAACCAGAUCCUCAGCUACGGCUCUGAGCUGGACUCUGAUCAUCCGGGUUUUAUAGAUCCAGUUUACAGAGCCCGCAGAAAGGAGUUUGCUGACAUUGCCUUCACCUACAGACAUGGCCAAAUCAUCCCUCGGGUGGAGUACACGGAGGACGAGAAGGUCACAUGGGGGACGGUGUUCAAGGAGCUGAAGACCCUGUACCCGACUCACGCCUGCCGCGAACACAACCGGGUGUUCCCCCUGCUGGAGAAAUACUGCGGCUACAGGCAGGACAACAUCCCCCAGCUGGAGGACGUGUCCCGCUUCCUGCAGUCGUGCACAGGGUUCCGACUGCGCCCGGUGGCCGGCCUGCUCUCGUCCCGGGACUUCCUGGCUGGCCUCGCUUUCCGCGUCUUUCAUUCCACGCAGUACAUUCGUCACAGCUCCAAGCCCACAUACACACCUGAGCCGGAUAUCUGCCAUGAGCUCCUGGGACAUGUUCCUCUGUUUGCUGAUACCGGUUUCGCCCAAUUCUCACAGGAAAUCGGCCUCGCCUCCCUCGGUGCUCCUGAUGAGUUCAUUGAGAAACUUGCUACUGUGUACUGGUUCACCGUGGAGUUUGGCCUGUGUAAGCAAGGCUCAGAGACCAAAGCUUUCGGAGCUGGCUUGCUUUCAUCAUUUGGAGAGCUGCAGUACUGCUUGACAGACAAGCCCAAAGUCCUGCCCUUUGACCCCGCCAAGACCAGCCUUCAGAAAUACCCCAUCACCGAGUACCAGCCUGUGUACUUUGUCGCCGAGAGCUUUGAGGAUGCCAAAGAGAAAGUGAGGAAAUUUGCAAACACCAUCCCGAGGCCUUUCACUGUGCGCUACAAUCCGUACACUCAGAGCAUCGAAGUGCUGGACAACACCCAGCAGCUCAGGAACCUGGCUGACAGCAUCGGCAGUGAAAUGGGGAAACUGUGCGAAGCCCUGCGGAAACUGCAAAACUGAAGUAAUCUGAGCCGAAGCAUGCUGAGAAUCUCUACAUUUCUUCAAUCAAACGGUUUAUUAUCGGGCUUCUUGGAGUCCUGAUUAGCUUGCCUGCUACUUUACUUUCUUUCUAUUAAAACAAAUAUGCAGGUGAAAUAAUGGCAAUAUUAAUGUAAUCCAAUUAGUAUUUUAGUUAGGUGAAUAGUGUAGCCUGCGUCUUGAGUAGGAUGAUAAUGAAUGUGCAGCUAGAAAUGUUACAGUUAAUAUUACUAGCCUACAGUAUAAGUGUUGAGAAGAGACGUGUUUUUUAAAAUAAGAGGGUUUGUUAAUCAAAAUCUCUUAUCAGCUAAUUUUAUUUCUAAUAUUAUGUGAAUACAGCUGAAAUAAUCAGAUUUAUUUCUAUGCACUUCAAAUCCAAAGGAACCAAUGCAUUUUGUUACAAGUUACAUUUUGCUUUGGUAAAUUAAAUGUUUUGUGUAUACAUGAAAUGAUAUAUUGAAAUAAAUAAAUGUUUUUCUUCUCUCUAUCUCUUAUAAAAAA
Messenger RNA from Trematomus bernacchii (emerald rockcod), 1947 nucleotides. RefSeq names its product phenylalanine hydroxylase (gene pah). NCBI's taxonomy places the organism in Eukaryota, Metazoa, Chordata, Actinopteri, Perciformes, Nototheniidae. The transcript has 13 exons. Bases 46 to 1428 code for a protein of 460 amino acids. Gene Ontology annotation, molecular function: phenylalanine 4-monooxygenase activity; iron ion binding. The record is from RefSeq and is a predicted model, not a curated record. Gene Ontology annotation, biological process: L-phenylalanine catabolic process; L-tyrosine biosynthetic process.